Molecule: messenger RNA, 1137 nt
Organism: Somion occarium
Lineage: Eukaryota; Fungi; Basidiomycota; Agaricomycetes; Polyporales; Cerrenaceae
Source: the annotation of a GenBank genome assembly
ACUCACAAUCCGCCAUUUAUCCGCCUUGUUCUUUUGCUACUCUCUCUGCUCUUCUCUCUUCACGACCUUCACGACCUUUUCGUCCGUCUGCGACGCACGAUAGAUACUACGUUUAGAAACAAGGAGAGGUAGCGAAGGAGUGCGAGGAUUAUACAGUAACUGGAGCUUGGCGUGAGUUUCAUGACACAUUCCGCUUUACACUACACGCCUUUCCUAGCGGAUGCAUAUAGCUGACUCUUUGACUUCAGGUUCACCCCUUUCAUUCUACGCACAGCGACUGCAUCUCUGUUUAUGCCUCCUCCUACGCCAGUCGUCUUAGAUGUCUCGGCUUCAGAAUCGGCGUCGCUCCAUGGCCACCGAGCCCUUACGCCUCUCCUCUCCGGCGCAAUCACUGGCUCAAUAAUCGGAGCAGCGUGGAUCGUCGGUUUCAUUGUUUACUUUUACAAACGCCACCGUCGAGAAAAACGUGCUCGAGCCUUGGGUUAUAAGAGUCAUCGAGAGAUGCUUGAACCACCAAAGAAACCCUUCAUCGUUCCCCCCGACUCUGCGGUAGUCGAAGGGAAAGCUGCACCGGGAGAAAGGAUUAUCAUGGAGCACUCUAAACACAAACGUCGUAAACGUCAUAGUGGUAAUGGGGAGAAUGGCAGCAUCAAGCAUGACGCUGCUGCGCCUAUCUUGAAGGAUGAUAAUGAUGAGAGACAGGUGUUGCCGAAGGAGGAGUCGGGAUCUUCUUCUGACUCUAGUCUUCAACCACCACAGCCGUACCCCCAUACCAUGAUUCCACCUUUGAAGUUACCAGUCCUCCAAGACGAGUCUGCUACCGUCACUCCAUCGACUUUGACCGGACACGACCCAAACACACCUCUUCUCAAACCUCCAGAAGCCGCACAUACUAGGUCAGAUCUGGGACAUCAUGGGUCUUAGGUUUUGUUUUAUCUUGAAGGCAUGUUGUAUUCUACUGUCGUGAGUACCAUUGAUUUUUUCCCCCCCUUCGUUUCCCAUAGUUUUUAAUGCUGGUCUUGUUGCAGUACACACGGAACGUUUCUGCAUCGUGUAUAUCACAUAUAUAGGGUCAUAUAGUUGUAGUCUCGCAUAUCUCAUUCUGUAUUCUCAUAUACCAUCAAUAUUUUUCCACCC